Rhinocladiella mackenziei CBS 650.93 is the source of this 3384-nucleotide messenger RNA. RefSeq lists its product as uncharacterized. Gene Ontology annotation, biological process: protein phosphorylation; microtubule cytoskeleton organization; intracellular signal transduction. The coding region runs from base 1 to 3384 and encodes 1127 amino acids. Gene Ontology annotation, molecular function: tau-protein kinase activity; ATP binding; protein serine/threonine kinase activity. Gene Ontology annotation, cellular component: cytoplasm. The transcript is spliced from 4 exons. NCBI's taxonomy places the organism in Eukaryota, Fungi, Ascomycota, Eurotiomycetes, Chaetothyriales, Herpotrichiellaceae. The record is from RefSeq and is a predicted model, not a curated record.
AUGUCUAUGGACACUGUCCAGGCGACUGGUGCCGGUCAUUCCCAACAUGAUAACAUUCUCUACGAUGACCAGCAAGACAUGGACUCUGACGGCUAUUACACCAAUCAAUCCUAUUAUCCUCCACCCACCGCCGAUGAUGCCCCGAGAUACACUUCACAAGCCGAACAGACUCCCAACACUUCUUCUUCAUAUCAAUCGCCGACCACGACGCUCCCUUAUCACAUCCGAAGUCAAUCGGCUGCUCAUGAUCAAUAUGAUGGUGCACCUAUCCCUCCUCCUCGAACAUCGUCGCAACAGCAAAACUCCCCUCGGACUCCUGUAGCUCCAUCAACUGCUCCUUUGGAAGCACGAGUGGCCGCGACGAGACAGGCACGACAAAAUGCUCUUGACUCACAAGGUGGUCGAGUUCCAAAUCGUGGCGGGGACUACAAUGAGACGCGAGAUCGGCCACGGGAUGACACAGCUACGGCCGCCGCAUCCGCUGCACGUAGCCGAAGAAAAGGUCCUUCAAGUCCCGAUGGUCCACAUCGAGCGGCCAGCACAAGAGAACGAGGCCAACAUACUGCUCCUACACAAAGUCGAUCUGACGCCACCAUGUUUCCAUCGACGGCCGCGGCGCCACUCGUGCGUGAGUACAGCGAUGUCAUCAAUCGAGUGGUUGUAUCCGAUCCCCAAGUUGACGCCGAGAGAGCGCAAGCGAGAGCCGCUGAAGCGCAACCUGCACCUAUCGGAGCAGAUGCUGAAGAUGUCGGAGCAGAACUUCUCCCGGCCCCAGGUCCCGCUCGUCGGCAGGAUUAUUCCAAGUCUCGCCGAAAAGAUGUACAGUUUGGUGAUUACAUGCUUGGACAGACCCUCGGCGAGGGCGAAUUUGGCAAAGUCAAGUUGGGUUGGAAGAAAGAUGGAAGUACCCAAGUGGCCAUCAAGCUCAUUCGGAGGGAGACUGUUGCUUCCAAUCCUUCGAGACUUCCCAAAAUCUAUCGUGAGAUCUCUAUCUUGCGCGACUUGGCACACCCCAACAUUGUCAGACUCCACGAAAUGGUGGAAACGGAGCGCCACAUUGGCAUCAUUUUGGAAUAUGCUUCAGGUGGUGAGCUAUUCGAUUACAUCUUAAAUCAUCGGUAUCUGAAGGACCCUGCCGCCCGAAGAUUGUUUGCUCAGUUGGUUUCUGGUGUUGGGUACCUUCACAAGAAAGGAAUUGUCCACCGAGAUCUCAAAUUGGAAAAUCUGCUUCUGGACCAAAAUCGGAACAUCAUCAUCACUGAUUUUGGAUUUGCCAACACUUUUGAUCCGAAAGACGAACUCUCCGAUGAAAUCAUUUACAACCUGGGCAACAAAGAGUUUGUCCGAAAAUUCAAACUUGAUCGAAUGGAUGCUCGUGGUAUGCGAAGAGGUGACUUGAUGCAAACCAGUUGCGGUAGUCCUUGCUAUGCCGCUCCUGAAUUGGUGGUGAGCGACUCAUUAUACACCGGUAAGAAGGUUGACGUCUGGAGUUGUGGUGUAAUUUUGUAUGCCAUGCUGGCAGGAUACUUACCGUUCGACGACGACCCCGCAAACCCUGAGGGCGACAACAUUAACCUUCUCUACAAAUACAUCACCACGACGCCUUUGACCUUCCCAGAAUAUGUCACCCCACAUGCAAGAGACCUUCUCCGUCGUAUUCUCGUCCCGGAUCCCCGAAAGCGUGCCGAUUUGUUUGAGGUGGCUCGUCAUAGUUGGUUGAGUGAGUAUCAUCAUGUGGUUUCGCACAUCACUAGUAGUACCACCAAUGUCACGGAUAUUGCAUAUACGACUGUUCCAUCUGAAGAAGAAGAGGAAGAAGAAGAAGAUCCUGUGAUCAAUAGAAGCGCCUCCGUACGUGAAGGACCAACCAGAUCUGGCGGAGCUUCUCCUGGUGCUCUUGUUCGUACACCAAAGGGGCUAUUGCAGGAAGAUGAAGGUUCUGCCGGAUCACGUCGUGACCGCUCGACGCGCCACACUCUUCAGCCAGAGUAUGUCGCUCCUCAAACACACACAGCCCGUGGACAAAGUUCGGUGGCGGCAGCAACAUCAAUCCCCGCUCCUCCCGUGAGCCACAGCCGGCCCGAAGAGGCACCCCAGGUUGUCACGUCAACACAACCUCCAUCUCUAUCGAAACCAUUGCCGCAAGAGCCACCGGCGGAAAGCAGAAGCGACAGAGCUCUUGUGUCAUCGACACAGCAGAAGAUGCCACCUCCUGUACGCCCUGCUCGUGAUAUUCCGAGAUCCGUUUCAGACUCGACGAGUGCUUUUGGCACAGCACCAGCUCCCAAUGUCACAAGACCAAGUACUCGAGGGUCGAUGGCCUCUGCGAGCGGACCUACCAACACCAGAUCGGAUCUUCGUCUGCCAUCUCGUGGAUCUUAUGGACAGCCUGUAGCUCCAACGGUUGCCGCCACCAACGUCCAGGGUCGGGUCACUCAACCGACCAAACCUAGUCGAGGAUACAACAUUUCAGGCCCCCUUCCCCCGGCUGGUGCACAGAAUUCGAUCGGACAACCCAUGACAACACCAAUGCCACCGCCCAGCUCACAUCAAUCACAAAAAGCUACUCAUCACCGACGAUCGAGUACGUUAAGUGGACUAGGCGAGCGACUGUUUGGCAGAUCGAACUCGGUGGUGAAGAAGGACCCCGAGCGACAGAAGAAUGGACGCAAGUAUCCGCCCACUAGCAUGAAGGAAUACCCUCCCGAGGCUCAAUCGCGCAUGUCGACGGAUUCCAAACGAUCCUUCUCGUUUGGCUUGGGCAAGAAGAAGAGUACAGAUUUGGAAAAUCACGUGCAAGGAGAGAAACCGGUACGACGAUUUUCACUUAUUCCUAAUUCGAUGACGUUCAAAGGUCUGAUGGGGAGUGCCAAGGACGAGACAUCAUCCUCGAAACCGGGAACUCCACAAGGAGAACGAUAUAUUCAGCCCGUUUCUAGUCGUCCAGUGACUGGCCAGGAAUAUGUCAGUCAACCGAUGUCCGGUUCGGAUGGUCAGUAUGAUGGAUCGAGACCCGUGAAGUACAACAAUUUCUCUCGACCUCCUCAGACACAGUACCAGAGAGCAGUGACAACACAGGUCACCAACGAUGUGUACGGAGGCACCGCAGUGUACAGUCCGCCGGUCCAAGGACGUGUUCCCCACCAACGCCAACAGAGCGAGCUGAUGACAGAUAUGGUACAAUACGCCGACGCUGGAGAUAUCAUGGGUCGACCAUCAAUGCAGCAAGGACGACAAGGUCGCGGCGUUCUCGUGAAGAACAAUCGCAAGUUCUCCGAAGCGUACGAGCAUGAACAAGGACCCACUCACCAUGGAGGACGAUCAGGAGCCGUGAAGAAGGUGCAGGAUUUCUUCCGUCGACGUCGAGCUCCAACAGAUGGUUGA